Messenger RNA from Ambispora leptoticha, 525 nucleotides. NCBI's taxonomy places the organism in Eukaryota, Fungi, Glomeromycota, Glomeromycetes, Archaeosporales, Ambisporaceae. The record is from the annotation of a GenBank genome assembly.
CUUGUAAUAGAAGAUUUAUGUGAAAAUAUUUUUGAUAUAUCACAAAAUAGCGAAACCGUCGAGAAACAAAAUGAGGAAAUAAGUUCUCAAAAUAAAUCAGUAAAUAAAGGUGAACGUCCAAGAUCUGAUAUUUGGAAUUAUUUUAUUCAUAGAGAAUCUGAUGGUAAAGGCUAUUAUAAUGCAAAUUGUCAAUACUGUAUUAAAGAAAGGUGGAAACGAGGCAGACCUUUAGUUUUGGAAUCACACUUGGCUCUGCAUUGCAAAGGCAAUGAUACCGACCAUAGUGACGAUGAAAGUGCAUCACCAUCCUCUAAACCUUUAGAAUCUGUAUUAGAUGAGAGAAAUAAUGAAAUUAACAAAGCUUUACUUAAAGCCUUCGUUUGUGCUGGGAUUUCAUUUUCUGUAAUUGAUAAUCCAUUUGUUCAGGAUCUUUUUAAUAUAAUUGAACCAAAAUAUAAUCCCCCUAGAAGGCUUACAUUAGCAGAGAGGAUGCUUGACGAAGAAAUGGCUUGUAUAACAGUUUGA